Molecule: messenger RNA, 3042 nt
Organism: Lathyrus sativus (Indian pea)
Lineage: Eukaryota; Viridiplantae; Streptophyta; Magnoliopsida; Fabales; Fabaceae
Source: the annotation of a GenBank genome assembly
AUGAUAGGAUUGGAACUCAUACCAAUAGGUACAAUUCUAACUGUUGUAACAAACCAAGUUUUGAGAACAGCUCAUGCUGCAGCUGAUGUUCUUGUCGGUAAAGAGAGUUUCAAGGCUCUUUCGAAAUAUCUAUUCGAUAUCGAGCCAGUACUAAAGGAGUUACAGCGUCAAGAACUGAAUGAUUCUCAACCUGCAAGAUUUGCUCUAGAGUCCCUCGAAGCAGAUGUUAAAAGAGCUAAUAAUUUGGUUGAGAAAUACAAGAAUCGCGGACGGUUCUACUUACUAGUUAAGUGUCGUUCGAUAGUCGAGGAAGUUGAGCAAGUUACAAGGGAUAUUGGAUGGUCUUUAGCUGCACUGUCGAUUGCGAAUACUGAAGUGCUGUCGAGGAUUUCUGAUCAGGUUGAUAAGCUACAAGAUGAGAUGCAAAGAGUUGAGUUCGAGGCUUCGCAAUCUCAGCUUGAGAUUGUUGAUAAGUUGAGCCAAGGUUUAAGAGAUCAGAAGCAAGAUCAGGCUUUCGCGAAUGAUAUACUCAAGGAGAUUGCAAUGGCGGUUGGAGUUCCCAUGGAACCGUCCGAGAUAGGAAAAGAGUUGGCCAGCAUUAGGAAGGAGAAAGAAGAAGCUGCUAAUAGGAAAGAGAAGGCAGAAUUUGUUUUCUUGGAGCAGAUCAUUAACUUACUCUCUAGAGCUGACGCGGCUAGAGAUUAUGAAGAAGUUAAGAAUCAAUACUUUGAAAGGGUUCAAGUGAUAGAAAGAUAUGGUUCGAGGGAAAAAUAUAUCGAACCGCUUAAUUCUUUCCUUUGCUGUAUAACAGGAGCGGUUAUGGUUGAUCCUGUUAGCCUUAACACAGGUACAACAUGUGAGAGAUCAGCCAUUGAAGGCUGGUUUUACGACGGAAACAGAACGGAUCCGAAAACAAAAGAGGUUCUUGAAGAUACUAGCUUGAAGUCUAAUAUUCCGAUAAGACAAUCGAUCGAAGAGUGGAGAGAACUUAAUUAUUGUCUUCUGAUAAGGUCUAUCAGGGAAAAUUUGUUAACAAAUUUUAAUCUGCAUGAGUCCUUGAGCCAAAUGCAGGCUCUAAUAGAUGAGAAUUCUAUUAACAAAGAUUGGAUCUCGAUUGGAGAACUUACCGAUAAUGUUAUCUCGAUCCUCGGGAACUCGAAUGAUAGAGAAGUGAAGAUGAAGAUUUUGAUCACUUUGAAGGAUGCUGUAGAGGGGCAUGCAAGAAACAAGGAGAAAUUGGUGGAAUCAGAAGGAUGGGAUCAUAUCAUUUCGUGCUUAGAAAGCAACUCUAACAUUUCAAAGGCAGCGAUUGAUUUGUUAUAUGAAUUGCUUCAAGACCGAUCUGGUUGGAAUCAAUGUUUUUGCAAAAAACUUUCUGAGAACGACACCGCAGUUCCAUUCCUUGUAACUCUUGUAAAGGACUCUGGAAAUGAUUCAGCCGAGGUUGCGCAAAAGAUUUUAAAGGAGCUUUUUGAAAUAAACGAAAGCAGCAUUAUCACUGCUGCUAGUUGUGGCUGGCAUAAGCCACUAGCUGAUCGAAUGAUUCAAGGACCUGAUUCAAGAAUGUCGAUGGCAAAAGCCAUAGUUAAUUUGGAGUUGGAUGAUUUAAACUUGAUGCAACUUGGCAAGGAAGGAGUUAUACCUCCUUUGAUCGAAAUGCUGUCUGGAAGUAUUGAAUCGAAAGAUUUGUCAUUAUCGGCUCUUGUUAAAUUAGCUGGAUCUCAUGCCAACAAGGGAAUUAUCGCUUCCUCUGGAGGCGUUCCUCUUGUUCUCGAUUUAAUGUUCUCCCCUCGGACAAGGGCUUUCAUUACCAUUAAAUGCUCCGAAAUUCUUGAGAAACUUUCUUCUUCCGAUGAUGGAAUUGAUUUCUUUGUUGAUGGAGAAGGGAAACAACUUGAGUUAGAUUCCAUCAUCACCAAUUUGCUACAUUUGCAACAGACUUCGAAUUCAGGCCAUAACCUUCGAAAGCCUACGCUACGCGCUCUCCUCGGCAUUUGCAAACUUGAGACUGGUUUUGUGAAGAAAGCAGUUCUUGCAGCCAAUGGUGUAUCUCUAAUUCUUCCACUUCUUGAUGAUUCUGACUCAGAAAUCCGAGAGACUGCGAUAAACCUGCUCUUUCUUUUCUCUCAGCAUGAACCAGAAGGUGUAGUUGAAUAUCUCUUCAAGCCUAGAAGACUAGAAGCUUUGAUUGGAUUUCUUGAGAAUGACGACAACGAUAACGUACAAAUGGCUGCAGCCGGAUUACUAGCCAACCUACCGAAAUCAGAACGAGAACUAACAUCAAAGUUGAUUGAAAUGGGAGGACUUGAUGCAAUCAUAAGCAUUUUAAAGACCGGAAAAAUGGAAGCAAAAGAACAAGCUCUCAGCGCACUCUUCAGGUUCACGGAUCCUACAAACAUUGAAUCACAGCGUGAUUUAGUUAAACGCGGAAUAUAUCCUUUGCUUGUAAACUUUCUCAACACCGGUUCAAUCACAGCAAAAGCAAUAGCAGCAGCUUUCAUCAGUGAUCUUUCCAUGAGCACUCCAAAGCUAACAGAUGUUUCAAAACCAACAGGUUGCUGGUUUUGCAGACCAUCGCGCAUUCCUCUAUGCGCAGCGCACGAUAGCGUAUGCAGCGCAACAACCACAUUCUGUCUUCUGGAAGCAAAUGCUUUACCUGGUUUGAUAAAGCUGUUACAAGGAGAGGUUCAUGCAACUGCUUUUGAAGCAAUACAAACACUUUCUACAUUGGUUUUAGAGGAGUUUCCACAUCGAGGCGCUCGUUUGUUGCAUGAUUCGAAUGCAAUGAGGCCUUUAUUGGAGAUUUUGAAUUGGGGUAGUGAGUCACUUAAGGCAGAAGCUUUAGGACUUUUGGAGAAGGUUUUUGUGUCAAAGGAAAUGGUGGAGUACUAUGGAAUGACGGCGAGAUCGCGACUAGUUUGCUUGACUGGAAAUAAUAUAUAUGGGGAUGGCCAUCUCAGAAGGAAAGCUGCUAAGGUAUUGUCAUUGCUUGAACGUUAUUCUAAGUCUUCAUCAUCUGCUAUUUCUGGAGUUUUGGAGUGA